UCCGUUAACAUAGGCAUAAAACCUAACCUUUUUCACUUUCCUUCGCUGUUCAUGCUUUCUCCAUUUUCUGCCCACCAAAAAUAAGCAUCCCAAGUGGUUGUGAUCAACGUAGAAAGUGAUUUUCAUAGUCAUAGAUCAUUUCUGCAGGAUGAGAUUGAGCCUGCAAGCUUAUUAGACAUACAUAAGCUCUACUAAGUUAAUGUUGUUAUGGCUUUUGAAGAUGGUUCCAAAAAGGAGCUACAGAAAGUUAGCCUAAAACUCUCAAAGGACUUUCCUUUUACCAGGACUACUCUUGCAUCUAUGGAGUCUUUGUCCCUGCCAGUGGUUCAGCAAGUUGUUCUUUCUGCUGAUAUGCAAUGUGAGAAGUGCCAGAAGAGGGUUGCUGACAUUCUUACUAAGAUGAAUGAGACCGAGUCAGUGGUGGUGAAUGUGUUGGAAAAGAAGGUGGUACUUACUUUUAGAUUACCAACUAUUGGAAAAGUAAUCUCACAGCAAAUUACUCCCGUCCCUAAAGUUGCCAUUAUUAGACGGAUAUUUCGCUCUUCACGGAGUUAACAAUGACUUAGAACGGAUCCACAUGUGCAUAAAGAUUCGGUACACUGAUUUUGCAAUGUACGGCUGAAAGUGUAUUUGUAUUCAUGAUUGAAUUUGUUUUGUAAUUGCCUUCUGAAUUAACCAUGUUGAGAUAUGGGCAUUCCAAGUGUCAAAGUGAUUUUAGGUCUGUUUAUUUUAAAGGAAAAUAGAAUUAAUUUUGAGGAAUGUGUAAUCAAAUUAAUCUUUAGAGAUUUAAGUGUAUUAAAAUGUGUGUGGUGAGACAAAUUGAUGCCAAGCAGGCAUGGGAUUAUGUAUUUAAAUCAAAUUUUCUGUCCGCUAGAAUUUGAACCACACAAUGCACAAUCUGGUUUCAAAUUUCA
Molecule: messenger RNA, 914 nt
Organism: Glycine soja
Lineage: Eukaryota; Viridiplantae; Streptophyta; Magnoliopsida; Fabales; Fabaceae
Exons: 3
Coding region: 208-555 (115 amino acids)
Molecular function (GO): metal ion binding
Source: RefSeq, a predicted model, not a curated record